This is a messenger RNA of Cladophialophora psammophila CBS 110553, 1725 nucleotides long. RefSeq lists its product as uncharacterized. The coding region runs from base 1 to 1725 and encodes 574 amino acids. Gene Ontology annotation, molecular function: solute:inorganic anion antiporter activity. The transcript is spliced from 6 exons. Gene Ontology annotation, biological process: borate transport; transmembrane transport; monoatomic ion homeostasis. The record is from RefSeq and is a predicted model, not a curated record. Gene Ontology annotation, cellular component: plasma membrane. Lineage: Eukaryota; Fungi; Ascomycota; Eurotiomycetes; Chaetothyriales; Herpotrichiellaceae.
AUGGUUGGGCAUAUCGCACCUUCGCCUCAGCCUAAACAAAGCCCGCCGGAGAAGAAGAAGAAGAAGCAGAAGCAGAAGAAGAAGAAGAAGCAGAAGAAGAAGAAGAAGAAGCAGAAGAAGAAGAAGAAGAAGCAGAAGAAGAAGAAGAAGAAGAAGAAGAAGCUGGUCCUUCUUCCUGCUCUGGCCUUCCAAUUGGACAUUAACCACAAUACGAAUGGGUUCUAUGGCGUCAACGAACCCUUGCUGUCCUCUGCCCUGGCCGCAGUCGGCUUCAGUCUUAUGUCGGUGCAGCCCAUUACUGUUGUCGGCAUCACCGGUUUGAUAUCGCCGUUCAACUAUACAAUUUUCCACAUCAUCCAGAUGCACGAUUGCGACUACAUGCGGACCGUCACCGACUUCUCCUCAGAAACGUUUGCCUUGUACGUCGGCACAAUCUAUAUCAUCAAGGGCGUAGAAGCACUCAGCGUCAAUUUCUACGACGGCAAGUUCUUCAACGGGUUCGCUUCUGCCGUGGUUGCCAUCCUCUACACGCUGUCAAUCUAUUUUCUUGAGUACAUAGGCUCGACGACCUACUUCAACGGCAUGGUCCGCGCUUUGCUCUCCGACUACGCCUAUCCCAUUGCGACCAUUUUCUGGACGGGGUUCUCGCACUUUCCUGGCAAUCUCGCUGCUGUGGACUUCCAGCGUCUUCCCGUGACGAGAUCAUUCCAUCCGACGAUACACCGCCCUUGGGUCGUCGAGUUCUGGAACAUGCCCGUCCAAUGGAUCUUUGUCGCGGCGCCCAUUUGGAUUCCUCAUGACUUUACUCUUUUACUACGACCACAAUGUCAUUUCGCUCACCGCGCAGUUUUCAUUGGGAUUUUUUCCUCCUCGGAUGGACGUGUCUGGUGGCUGGCUUUCCUCGACAUCCCGCUGCCCAACGGCCUGGUCCCUCAGGCACCCGUGCACACCGACUCGCUUACAAACUACGUCGACGACGUGCGAGAAAUUAAAAACGACGAUGCGAAUCAGCCACCUGCUCAUGGCACUGGCCAUCAUCGGGACAAAGACGCGACCCUGGCCGUGCUACAACUCAUGGUGCGAGCUCUCUUCAGCGGCGUUUUCUUCGCAGUCAGGUGGAGCUCCCUCGAGAGCAACGGGAUCGUGAAGAAGAUCCUGUUCCUCCUCCGGGAGAGGCGAUUCCAGCAGCCGGAUGACGAACUGCUCAAGAUCCGAAAUCGGGUCAUUGCGCACUUUGCCUUCUGGCGAUUGCUCGGCUGGGCGGCCACGGUCGCGAUAUCGCAGACGAUCACGGCGAUCGGGUUUCCCAUGCUGAUUGUGGCGUUGAUACCUUUCCGAUGGGUCGUGAUGCCGAAGCGAUUCUCGCGCGAGGAGCUCGAGGUCAUGGACAACAUGACGGCGACGAACAAAGUGGUGCUCGUCAGCCUGGGUGGCAAGUCCGAAAUACCGGAAGUCCGCCUGAAGAGAGAAAAGGAAGAAAGGGACGAGGAAUGUGGGAGGGCUAGGGACAACGAAGAAAGGAAGCAAGGGGUAAAAGGGACAGGUGAGUUAGAACCCGACGAUGGCGAUCUCCAGUUGCGGCGCCGGAUUACCUCAAGAGAGGGCAGAAGGACGGCGAGCCUCGUGCACGAAGCUGAGAGAAAGCGCGCGAGGCGGAGGCUCGAGAUCGAACAGGACCACAGCUACGGUGUCAGUAGGGUAAGGAGCGGGAGUGUCCCAAGGUAG